This is a messenger RNA of Schistosoma turkestanicum, 1765 nucleotides long. Lineage: Eukaryota; Metazoa; Platyhelminthes; Trematoda; Strigeidida; Schistosomatidae. The record is from the annotation of a GenBank genome assembly.
GAGACUACUGUCAUUCAUCAAAGUCUAACUUCCUAUGACAGACGUCGGUUCAAGUUUGAUUUAUUGGAAUGAAAAAGAAAUCAUACCAAGAGGGAUUUUUCUUUCUUCCUCUGGAUCUGGUGGAGAUCGUCUUCUGUUUUGGCAAUCUUCUCAUGCUAACAAUAGCAAUAGAUACAAUCCUAAAAAAGAAUCUUCUACACGUAACGAUGACUGCUCGCCAGGAGUUAGCACUCUCAACAACCAGGAGUUUACAUUAUUAAAGGGUUCUAAAUCUGUUGGGAACUCAACUGCAGAACCGAUUACUCCUACUCCCAAAUUGAAAAAUACUAGCCAAGCUCGAGGCCAUAAAAAUAGUGAAAAUCCAUUCGCACUCAGUUUAAUCUCUGAACGCACUAUGUUUUUCAAUGAAAGUGGUUUUGGGAAUAGUCCUAUCGCUGGUGGAUUGAAUCAGAAUUUUAUGAGCUCAGCAGAUCGUACGUUAAAUAAUUGUCCAACUAUUUGUUCAAAUAUUAACUCUAGUUUAUGUACCACGAGUUCAUUGUCUUCGAGUAAUCCAGUUGGAAGUGUUACUGCAAAUUUAUCCAAUCCUAAUACAGUUCUUGGAGGCCUCUAUUCUACUGAUUCAUCGUUACAGGUUCCUUCUACUGAAUCACCGUUAAUUGGAAAUUUAGGAAUUUCAAAUAUAGAAGGUAUUCCAGCAAAUGUAUUACUUAGUCUUCUACAUCAACAAACUCAAGCACUUCAACGUAAAAUCUACAUCAAGUUAGACCAUAGUAUAUUUAUUGGAGCUGCAUUUAAUUUAUCCCCGUCUGAUAUGGAAACUAUUGGUCUUAGUGAAGAUAUUGAAGAUUGUAAUGCUAAAAAUUGUGAAAAUGAAUUAUCACGAACAACUAUGAUCAGUUUUACUGUUGGUUUUUUAAUGGAGUCAUCUGCACCACCAUCUGUAUUAUCUUAUCUUACUGAAUUAUCUAGAUUGAUCGGUUCUCAAGUAAGACGUGCAGAAUUAGUGUUUAAUUAUCUUAGAGAUCAAAGAGAUAUUAUUGUUUCUACUCUGGAGAAAUAUUCUUAUGCUGAUACUAAUUCAUCAUGGUGUGGUAAUUCUACAACAGACUACAACACAAAUAAAUAUGGAUCAGAUAAUUUCAACUUUUCCAAAUCAUCUCAAUCAUUUCCAAAUAAACGUUAUGUUAAAAUAACAGAAGGUGGUAAUUCUGAUCGUGAUAAUAAUUUAGUUAAUUCAGUCAUAGAUCAAGAAUGCAAUGAAUCUAAGUCACCAAAUGCAUUCAAUACAAAUCAAUCAUUCAGCGAAAAUAUAUUUACAAAUAACACUUAUAAUAAUUCUGAUGAUUUUCAUGAUAAGAUAAAUGAUGUAACUGUGAUGAACCCACUUGAGAAAUUAGUUCAAAUUUCGUCUUUAUGCGCUGAAUUAAAAAGUAUACUUGAUUCAAUUUGUAAAACAGGUCAUGUAAACGUUAAAAUUAACAAAAUUUAUCCAGUCUGUUUUUGUCUACCGCAUAAAGCUUAUUGUUUAAAUAAUAAUGAUGGAAUUUCUAAAUGCAUAGUAGCUGUUCGACCGAUGGCCAUUUGGAAUGCAAUGGAUAAAAUACGACCAUAUCAUGCUUUAAUAUUACUACUGCGUAAAAAAGAUUUACUCAGUGAUUAUCUUCCGACUGACAUUAAUCCAACAUUGAAGGAAUUAAGGUGGUUCGAUGGAGAGUUGUGUACAAUUUGGAUACAAUUUUCAUCAUCAACUGACAUCAAUUGA